GGGAGGUCAGUCGGAAGCUUCGGAAGCUUCGGGCUGGAGGCGAGAGCGGGCCCCGGGGUCCGGGCAGUGGGCGCUGCGGGAGUCCUUCAAAAGUGGGGCCCCAGGACUCGGGCGCCUGGGAAUGGGCACCGAGAGUGAGAGCCCAGAACCGGACUGCCAGAAACAAUUCCAGGCCGCUGUCAGCGUCAUUCAGAACCUGCCCAAGAAUGGCUCAUACCGCCCCUCCUACGAGGAGAUGUUGCGAUUCUACAGCUACUACAAGCAGGCUACCAUGGGACCCUGCCUCGUGCCCCGGCCUGGUUUCUGGGACCCCAUUGGACGAUAUAAGUGGGACGCCUGGAACAGCCUUGGCAAGAUGAGCAGGGAGGAGGCCAUGUCCGCCUACAUCACUGAGAUGAAGCUGGUGGCACAGAAGGUGAUCGACACAGUGCCCCUGGGCGAGGUGGCAGAGGACAUGUUUGGUUACUUCGAGCCCCUGUACCAGGUGAUCCCUGACAUGCCGAGGCCCCCGGAGUCCUUCCUGAGAAGGGUCACAGGUUGGAAAGAGCAGGUACUGAAUGGAGACGCUGGGGCGGCCCCAGAGCCUCCCUGCCCCCCCAAAGAACCAGCACCCCCAAGCUCAGAGCCUCCGCCGGUCAGGGACCUGGACUCUGAGGUUUUCUGUGACUCCCUGGAGCAGUUGGAGCCUGCGCCGGUGUGGGCAGAGCAGCAGGGAGCCCCUGGACCAGCUCCUGAGGCCACAUACAGCUCCAGCCCUGACCGCCCCCCUGAGAAAGAGGGACUGGAGGGCGGCCUGCUGGGGCCCCAGGAAUUGGACGAGUGGCUGGUGGGAACAGUUCGAGCGCUGCAGGAGAGCAUGCGGGAUGUCCAGGGGAGACUGCAGAGCCUGGAGAGUAUGCCCCGCCCCCCAAGACAGCAGAAGCCCCCAUCCAGGUCCAGGCCUUGGCCCCUCAGUCUCUCUGGCCCCACGCUGCUCUUCUUCCUCCUGUGGCCCUUCAUCGUCCAGUGGCUCUUCCGACAGUUUCGGACUCAGAAGAGGUGACUGUCCACGGAGGGGUCUCUGCAGCCGAGGAGGAGGCCAUGAGCCUGCGGUGCCCUGAGCCUGUCUAGGGUUCAGAACAGCAUUCAACGACUCCCGUCCCCCCCUCCCCCAUAAGUGUUUGCCUAGGCACCCCUGCCCUACUGGGGGGCCGGAUAAGACCCCACCCUUUCCUGAAGUUUUACAUGGACGCUUCCGGCCUCCCCCCACCCGAGUCCCCCACGUUCCCUCUGAGGCUGCCAGGCAGUACUUGUCCGGGGUUCUGGGCGGCGGUGACUCCGGGCCGGCGGGCGGGGCUGCCGGGUCUCAGCCUCUGCCUUCCCCACCCUCUGGGUCACCUGACUCUUCUCCCACCCCAGCCUCUCCCCUCGGAGGCUCCGCUCUGGGCAAGUUAGGACUUGGGCCGCGCCUGGGCGUGUGAUUGGCUGGGGCAGCGGGAGCGGCCAGAGGCCCGCGGGUGGGGGAAGGAGGGGGGCAGGCCCCAAGGGGAGGGGCGGGAGCUGCGUUUCACCGCCCCCUCCCCCACUCAGGACGUCUGCACUGAAGAUUCGCUUACAAAUGAGUGUCUCAGUAAAUAAAAUAAAGCCUUAAUCU
Molecule: messenger RNA, 1633 nt
Organism: Condylura cristata (star-nosed mole)
Lineage: Eukaryota; Metazoa; Chordata; Mammalia; Eulipotyphla; Talpidae
Gene: ACBD4
Product: acyl-CoA binding domain containing 4
Exons: 10
Coding region: 122-1042 (306 amino acids)
Biological process (GO): fatty acid metabolic process
Molecular function (GO): fatty-acyl-CoA binding
Source: RefSeq, a predicted model, not a curated record